This is a messenger RNA of Charadrius vociferus (killdeer), 699 nucleotides long. Its product is annotated as transmembrane protein 126A-like. Gene Ontology annotation, biological process: mitochondrial respiratory chain complex I assembly. Gene Ontology annotation, cellular component: mitochondrion. The record is from RefSeq and is a predicted model, not a curated record. Lineage: Eukaryota; Metazoa; Chordata; Aves; Charadriiformes; Charadriidae. The coding region runs from base 25 to 651 and encodes 208 amino acids. The transcript has 4 exons.
UUCCUUACGAUCCAGGACUUCAAGAUGACAGGAAGAGAGUUUCUUGAACUAGAUUCUCUGCAGCACAGACUAUAUUUGGAAAGACUUAAGCGGAUGGAAGUCAUGCAAAAGACACUCAAUGAGCUUCCCAAAGCAGAUCAAAACCUUUGUAAUCAUGGAUCGUACUUCCUUGCAGCAAAUUCAAGCUUAUGCGGCUUAGCAGCAAAUAACUUCUUCAGGAACAUCCUACACGUCAGAAAGGCUUCCUUGGUGUCUGCUUUGCCAAUGGCUGUCAUUCCGUUUCUUUCAACAGCAGCAAUUUAUGAAGUUUUUGUGCGUGAGCCUUUAUUUUCAGGUGAGCUGAACUGCGAGGUGUGUGCUGUGAUCAGAGGAGGAUUGAUCGGGGCUGUUGUGGGUGGUUUCUAUCCUGUUAUCCUGGCUCUCCCCGUGAACGCAAGCCUUGCAGCCAGGUAUUCUUCAUCUCCCUUGCCAGGGAAAGAAAAUCUAUUACGCUUCUGGCUCACAACUGCUCAGCCUAUCUUUAGAAAAAUGAGUUUGGGUGUAGUUAUACAGGCUCUAACUGGAUUAUAUCUUGCCACUAAACAUCAUGGAAUAUAUGUCAAAAUACUGGAGCGGAUGAACAGGAGGGAUCCUGAAGAGUUACGAGACUGAAGUUAAGCAACUUUUCAAUUGCCUUGGAUAAGUAACCAGAAUAAACAA